CCGACUUCCAGUUGCUUUUGCUGUUGCUGCCGCUGUUGAGAACAUCCAAGUCCUGCCUCUGGGAGCCAGCAAGAGAACACUCCCGCCCUGCCCCUCCCCGGCAGUGGCCCAGUCAUGCCAACCCAGCUCCGAGGCCUCUUUCUGGGCCUCUGCGUUCUGGUCCUUUUGGAAACUGCUGCAGCCCAGACCCCCAAAGAUCCUCCAUGUCGUCGUCGGUGUCCCCAGCAUGCCACUUGUAUCAAUGGGACCCACUGCACCUGCAAAAAUGGAUUUGCUUCUUCGACUGGGGAGAAAUACUUCAGUGACCCUCUGGAGAUCUGUGACGAUAUUAAUGAAUGUGUACCACCCACUGAUGUCUCUUGUGGUCAGAAUGCAGACUGUGUUAAUACAGAAGGAAGUUACCACUGCACUUGCAUCUCUGGAUAUGCACUUCCUUCUGGGGAGAAGACAUUCCCAAAUGCCACUAUGAACAACUGUCAAGAUGUGGAUGAAUGUCAGCUCAAUAGCUCACUCUGUGCACCCAAUGGGGUCUGUAAAAAUGAGCUUCAAAACUAUACAUGCAUAUGCAAGCCUGGCUUUGCCAAAAGCAGCAAGAACCAGUUGGAGGAUUGCAUAGAUGUUAAUGAAUGUGUACCACCCAGUACUAUCUCUUGUGGUCAGAAUGCAGCCUGUGUUAAUACCUAUGGAGAUUACCACUGCACCUGCAUCCCUGGAUACAAACUUCCUUCUGGGGAGAAGACAUUCCCAAAUGCCACUAUGAACGACUGUCAAGACGUGGAUGAAUGUCAGCUCAACAGCUCACUCUGUGCACCCCAUGGGGUCUGUAUGGACACACCCCCUGGAAGCUAUAGCUGUGAGUGCAAACUGGGCUUUGCCAAAAGCAGCAAGGACCAGUUCAAGAAGUGCAUAGAGAUCUCCUUCCCCUUCUGGACACCACCCCCUGGAGUCAGUCAGAACUUGAUCGAAAAACUGAAGUUUAUCACUGGCAAAUUCAAAUCUGCCUCUGCCAAUGAAUCCAUCCAGGUGUUUGUGAAAGAUGUAGAGAAACUUCUGAAUGAAUCCAGAGACCUGGAGCAUCUGCCCUUAGAGGCUCGUCUUCAAGUGGCCACAUACCUGCUCUCUAACGUUGAACAAAUCCUUCGAGACCUUGCCCAGACCAUGCCCCAUGGGGCCCUGGUCUUCCAUACUCAGGGGGGCACAGAGCUGUCUGUAAACGUGAAGGAAAAACCAACAGGGAGCGUUGAGGUGGGCAGAAGCCAUACGAAGAUGAAGCUGGACUGGAAUUUGGCUCGGAAACACGGUGACUCAGAAAAUACUGUUGUGGGUCUGUUCUCCACUUGUGACAUGAAGAAACUGCUGGCCAACGCCCCACUUGUCUUGGAGCCUGAAAAAAAGGCUGAUCUGCAACAAGUGCAUGAGGCCCAGGUUGGAGGGGGUGUUCCAGUUCUGCUCUCUGCUGUCAGCACGGCCUUCCUGAGCAACAAGGACACUGGAAACCUCAGCUCCCCAGUCACCUUUGCCUUCUCCCACGAAAAUGUGUCCUCAGGGUCAAGGCAGGAAGUGAUCUGUGCCUUCUGGCAACAUAACGAUAAGGGGAGCGGUCACUGGGCCACUACUGGCUGUAGGAAAUUGGGAAGCAACGGCAACAGCACCACCUGCCACUGUACCCACCUCAGCAGCUUUGCCAUCCUCAUGGCCCACUAUGAUGUGGAGGACUGGACGCUGUCAGUGAUCACCCAGGUGGGGCUGGGAGUGUCCUUGGUCUGCCUGCUCCUCUGCAUCCUCACCUUCCUGCUGUGCCGGUCCAUCCAAGGCUCCCGCACCACCAUCCACCUGCACCUGUGCCUCUGUCUCUUCGUGGGCUCCACCGUCUUCCUGGCUGGCACCGCCAACCCUGGCCAAGUCGAGGUGGGGCUGCGCUGCCGCCUCGUGGCCGGCCUGCUGCACUACUGCUUCCUGGCCGCCUUCUGCUGGAUGUGCCUCGAGGGUCUGGAGCUCUACUUCCUGGUGGUGCGCGUGUUCCCCGGGCCCGGCCUCCGCACGCGCUGGCUCUGCCUGCUCGGCUACGGGACGCCCGCCCUCAUCGUGGCCAUCUCGGCCGCAGUCAACAGCCGGGGCUACGGCCGCCCGCGAUACUGUUGGCUGAGCCGAGAAAAUGGCUUCAUCUGGAGCUUCCUAGGGCCCGUCACCCUCAUCAUUGCGUUCAAUGCCUUCAUCUUUGUGAUCACCGUCUGGAAACUCACCCAGAAGUUCUCAGAGAUCAACCCUGACAUGAAAAAAUUAAAGAAAGCUAGGAUUCUGACGUUCACAGCCAUUGCUCAGCUCUGCAUCCUGGGCUGUACCUGGAUUUUUGGCCUGUUCCUGUUCGGCCCUCAGAGUCAAGUCCUGGCCUACAUUUUCACCAUCCUCAACUGCUUCCAGGGCUGCUUCCUCUUUCUGCUGCAUUGUCUUCUCAACAAGAAGGUUCGAGAGGAGUACCGGCGCUGGGCCUGCAUAGUCACUAAGAGCAAAUACAAUGAAUUUUCCACCUCUACAACCAGCCAGAGCCGGGCCCUCAGACCUUCGCUGGAAUCUGGGAUGUGAACAGCACCGAGGGGCCCUGUGGGGACACUGCAGCUUUUGCACAUGCCGAAGGACAAUUCUGCUGCCUAUUCUAUAACCCCUCUUGCCCAGUACUCCUAGGGAGUCCAUCUUCCUUUCAAGGCAGGCCUCAUUCAAGGAACAUGAAGCUCUAGGGAUGCAGAGCCAGCCCUCAAGAGAACCAAAAUGUAGCUCUUGCUAUUCUGAGGGAGGGUAAGGAAAUCGCCUUGGCUUAGAAACAUGCAACUUGUGAUUCCUUCCCCACUACCACCAGCUCCCUGGGGAAGGGGCUCUCUGGGUUUGUUUCCUCCCCGCCCUAGCUUUGGCACCAAGGGCCAGGACCACAGAAGAUAAGAUGGAACUGGGACCCAAUUUCCUUUUUCUCACAUUAUUAGGAAAGGAGUGUGAUGACAGUGACUGAGGCAAACGGUACAAAGGGGCCUUGUCCCCAUCCUUUAUCUAUUGAUUGGGGGGGGGCCCCACAGACAACUCCGAUGCCCAGGGGCCGGGGAAACCAAACCAAGCAUGGUGUGGACUUUUUUUAUUUGUUUAUAUUUAUCUUUUUAAAAAAGCUUUCUAAAAUUGACAUUUCAGUUUAAACAGACUGAGUUAAUACAUGAUAGUUACUGCCUCCUUUGUUCUCAAUGAGCCCACAAAGAUGAUUACAAACCCUAAUGUACUGUUCUCUGCCCCUCUAAAAAGAAAAUUUUAUUCCUAAAAAGGAAAAAGAGGUGAGAUUUUUGUAAUAAAAGUUUAUUCUUACACAAA
Messenger RNA from Dromiciops gliroides (monito del monte), 3348 nucleotides. RefSeq names its product adhesion G protein-coupled receptor E5 (gene ADGRE5). The transcript has 20 exons. Gene Ontology annotation, cellular component: membrane. The record is from RefSeq and is a predicted model, not a curated record. Bases 115 to 2583 code for a protein of 822 amino acids. Gene Ontology annotation, biological process: adenylate cyclase-activating G protein-coupled receptor signaling pathway; cell surface receptor signaling pathway. Gene Ontology annotation, molecular function: calcium ion binding; G protein-coupled receptor activity. NCBI's taxonomy places the organism in Eukaryota, Metazoa, Chordata, Mammalia, Microbiotheria, Microbiotheriidae.